Molecule: messenger RNA, 1902 nt
Organism: Glarea lozoyensis ATCC 20868
Lineage: Eukaryota; Fungi; Ascomycota; Leotiomycetes; Helotiales; Helotiaceae
Product: Cytochrome P450
Exons: 2
Coding region: 1-1902 (633 amino acids)
Molecular function (GO): monooxygenase activity; heme binding; oxidoreductase activity, acting on paired donors, with incorporation or reduction of molecular oxygen
Source: RefSeq, a predicted model, not a curated record
AUGACGUCUCUUCUGGUACUUCUUCCGACGCUAUGCCUAGCAUCGGUGGCAUUUAUUCUCACUUGGAUCGUUAUUCCGCUCUACAGGAACAUUAAAGCCGCGAGGGCAACUGGAUUGCGAUAUGUCGUCGUCCCGUACUAUCAGUACAAUUUCAUAAUAGCAAGAUUAAUGCGCCUGACUCUCUUGCGCGCAUUCGACUCCUUUGCGCCUGGACCCUCCAACACUUCCUGGCGUGUCCUCGUUACUUCGCUUUGGCCGCUCAAGCUCCGCCACGCUCCUUUCAAAGAACUGGGAACGGAUACCUUUCUUAUUGUCUCCCCUGGUGGGAUACUCUUUAAUACAGCUGACGCCGCCGUCAUUUCGCAAAUCCUAGCCCGAGGUGUCGAAUUUCCCAAGGCUACCAAUAUUUACAAACAGAUCAACAUCUACGGGAAGAAUGUCGUGUCAACGGAAGGGGCCGCUUGGCGCUAUCACCGCAAACUCACUAGUCCUGCAUUUUCGGAAAGAAACAACUUCUUAGUAUGGAGGGAAACGCUUUCUCAAACUCAAAGAAUGAUGAGGAAGCUUGUUGGGCAUAAUGAUGAGUCGAAAACGGUCAGUCACAUGGGAGACCAUACCAUGCGACUAAGUUUGGAGGUUCUGGGUCGCGCUGGUUUAGGUCAAAAACUCGAGUGGCCGUCGGAAACGGGUGGCAAGGAACAGCCGAAAUCCUUCACUUCGUCUCUUGAAUACGUUAGUCUGCACAUUGUUACCAUAAUGGUAUUGCUUGCUAUCUUUCCGAAGUGGUUUCUGAGACAUGCUCCAAUUCCUUCAUUCCGUAGCUCAUUCCAAGCGUUCGAGGACUGGAGUCUGCGCAUGAAAGAAAUGAUACGAUCUCGGAGAGCUGCUCUAAAAGAGCCUUCAGAUACACAUGAGAACGUAGUCACUGACCUUAUCGGUCAGCUUGUCAGGGGUCAAGAUGACGAAUCCGACGAAGAGAUGAAGCAAUUAUUUAGACUCAGUGACAGCGAGGUUUUGGGGAACCUAUUCGUCUUUAUGAUUGCGGGUCAUGAAACUUCGGCCAAUACCAUCUACUUCACUCUCAUUCUCCUCGCAUUACAUCCGCCAUUUCAGAAGAAGGUACAAGAAGAGUUGGCUGACAUACGCGGAGGUCGUGCUGUCGACAAUUGGUUUUUCGAGGAGCACCUCCCCAAACUCAUCAAUGGUUUACUGGGUGCCGCGCUCAACGAGUCACUUAGAGUCAUCUCGCCAGUGCUAACAAUACCCAAAGCUAUAUCUCAACCGCGAACUCUGUCUAUUGAUGGGAAAGAUGCCACCAUACCAGCUGACACUCUUUUCCGACUCUGUAUUCCGUCUGUUCAUCGCAAUCCCAAGUUCUGGCCACGCUGUCCGCCAGCUGAAUCUAAUAGCCCUGCCCCUCCAGUCAAUGAAAUCGAGGACGAUCUGGAGGAAUUCAAGCCUGAGCGAUGGAUGACCAAAGAAACCAGUCUAACUGGCUUUAUCAAUUCGGCUAAAGCCCUCUCAGCGGAAGCCCUGGCUUCAACAACACAACCCAUGGAAUAUUUUCGCCCAUUUACACCCGUAAAAGGUGCAUAUAUCCCUUUUAGUGAUGGGCAGCGGUCCUGUUUAGGACGUCGAUUUGCGCAAGUUGAAAUACUUGCUGCUUUAGCUGUGAUCCUCUCACAGUAUUCUGUAGAACUUGCCGUCGAUGAAUGGGCAGAAGACGAGCAUGUGGCAGCUAUGUCUCAUGAGGAGAAAAUGAAGGUAUGGCAGAAGGCGCACGACAAAGCUCAAUUUCUGUUACGAGAAAAGAUGACAUGCAUCAUUACAGUACAGUUGGUCAAAGGCGUGAGCAUACCUGUGCGUUUCGUAAGGAAAGGAAAGGAACGCUUCCACAGGUAG